AUGGCCAUUUUCCUAACUCAGCUUGCUCUCGCUCUCCAACUCUUGCUUCUCAUCCAGAGUAUUGUCAGUGCCAGCUUGUUUGAUGCAUCUGAUACGGGUAAAUCGCAUUUGAAGCGUCUAUUCACUUCGUGGCUGAUGAAUGAAGGAUCUUUAUCCGCUUUCUCCUCAAUCCAGAACAGAAACGACGCAAAAUAUCUUCUGGAUACCAACACCUCCCAACAAGAUGGAAUAUUCACCCAAGCCGUCCAGAUUCUGGACUCAAUGAAAUCAUCACCUUCUUGCCAUCGCAUUGCAGCAACCAAGCUAGUCACCUCAUGUCAACAGAUGGGAGGAAAGGAUGCCACAAGCCGCGAUGAAUUUGAGGGUUUGGAUCAAACACGCUCUAUAUACGCUGCCCGCCUCGCCAUCUGCGAGCUUGAGGGUGCUGGUUCCUCGGCUCCAUCUCAGUGUCGCUCUUUGACUGCUCCUCCAUUCGAUACAAAGUCUCGAUUUCUCUUCAUGGCUAAAGCUAAGCAUUCGGAGUCUGGUGCGGCUGAGUAUCCCAAAGAAGUGCUCGAGCUCUGCCUCAAAACCCUCGAGUCCCGGCCUCAGUGGUGGACCUCUUAUAGCAACAAUCGUCAAAAUGCAAUGGUCAUCUGCCAAGCAGCCAGGAUGGAGACUGAGAAGGAUGAAUUACUUAAUCUUCAUCGUUCUAUUGUUCAUAGCAACGUCAAGCUCAAUGAUGGGCUUCAACUUGCACUUCAGAAGGCUGCCAUGGAUUCCGUCAAAAAUGAAGCUUUCUUCGAAGCAGUUCAGGCAUUACAGGAAAGACUGCUGGUGGAUCUGGAACGAAAUGAAUCCGUCUUUCAACGCAUUUUCGGCAAGCUUCUACAGGAUGUAAAAGCCGGCAUUGAUACCGUAGCGAUUACCGCCACUUCUGCUCUGAGAAGAAUGCAGAAUGAAACCGCGAGCCUUGAAAAAGAUAUCGGGAGCGUGUCUGAUAAAGUCAUUGCUCUCCAUGGGGCUCUUGAGACAGCGCAUGAAGAUUCAAUCUUGCGGAGUGACCAAUCACUUCGCGUAUUCGAGGAAAAUGCUGCAGUAUAUCAAGUCCUCGCCUCGGAUUUACACCUUUCUUUGAACUCUCUCGUGGGCGCGGACAUGCAAAGAGUCUCGCAAAGAAUGACCGAUCUCGACGCGUCACUUGAAUGGCUCACAUCUAGACUGAUUCGUGUCCUUGAGCAUGAGACCGAACUUACCGAGAAACUCAAAACCAUGGGCGACCUGGUGGAACAAUCAACACACAAAGCAAACGAGUUACAAACAGCCCAGCUUCAACAGGCCGAAGCCCUCGCCGCCCAGUUUCGCGCACAUCGAGAACUACAAUUCACCGCACAAUUCUGCCAGGCUUUACUGGAAAAAGCCACCAUAACUGCAGCCAAUCUACAAACAACUAUUCAGGGAGCAUCUACCAAAGCUCAACUAGUUCCACAGCUGGGCAGCUUCUCCCCUUGGUCAGUCAUGUUGACCUUGCUCCUUGCUAUUGGAGCUCAAUAUUCAAGAGUUGCAACCAGUUUUCUGUUUCUGAUCUUUGGGCAUAAAAUUGCGGUAUUCUUUCUUCAACAUCUCUGA
Messenger RNA from Penicillium odoratum, 1608 nucleotides. RefSeq lists its product as uncharacterized. Lineage: Eukaryota; Fungi; Ascomycota; Eurotiomycetes; Eurotiales; Aspergillaceae. The record is from RefSeq and is a predicted model, not a curated record. Bases 1 to 1608 code for a protein of 535 amino acids. The transcript is spliced from 5 exons. Gene Ontology annotation, cellular component: endoplasmic reticulum membrane. Gene Ontology annotation, biological process: nuclear membrane fusion involved in karyogamy; karyogamy involved in conjugation with cellular fusion.